This is a messenger RNA of Durusdinium trenchii, 3986 nucleotides long. The record is from the annotation of a GenBank genome assembly. Lineage: Eukaryota; Dinophyceae; Suessiales; Symbiodiniaceae.
AUGGCGUUGGGGUGUUGCGCCAUGUCUGCCAGCUCAUCGAGCCUGUCCGCGGACAGCGAAGUUUGAGCAGAGAAAUGGAGAAAUACCAUGUGCUGCAAAUGAUAGGGCAAGGCUGCUUUGGCAAAGUCUUUAAGGGACGUCGAAAGCAGACCGGGAAGAUUGUUGCCAUGAAGUUCAUUUCCAAGCGUGGGAAGCUGGAGAAGGACCAGGAGAACCUGCGGCAUGAGAUCGGAAUUCUGCAAAGGUUGGAUCAUGAGAACAUCAUCCUUCUCUUGGAUUGGUUCGAGACCGAGAAUGACUUUGUUGUCGUGACGCAAUUCGCAUACGGCGAGCUCUUUGAGAUCUUCCAGGAUGAUAAGCACUUGCCCGAAGCACAGGUCAGCAACAUCGCUCGACAGCUCGUGAGAGCAUUGAAUUACCUUCAUUCGCAACAAGUGAUUCACCGGGAUAUGAAGCCUCAAAAUGUCCUCGUGAGUUCCAAUGGCACCGUCAAGCUGUGCGAUUUCGGCUUUGCACGCGCUUUGUCAACAGAAACGACGGUGCUCACCUCCAUCAAGGGAACUCCUUUGUACAUGGCGCCUGAAUUGGUUCAGGAGAAACCUUAUGACAGUGGUGUCGAUCUGUGGUCUUUGGGAGUGAUUUGCUACGAGCUGUUUGUUGGCGAGCCACCAUUCUACACCAACUCCUUGAUUUCUCUGGUUCAACUAAUUAUACAGAAGCCAGUGCACUACCCAGACAAAAUCUCCUCAACCUUUCGGUCAUUCCUGAAAGGCUUGCUGCAGAAAGAUCCCAAAUGUCGCCUCACAUGGCCUCAUUUGCUUGAUCAUCCGUUUGUCAGAGAGGAGCCUCGUGUGACCGCAAACUCUGCGUGCCCAGAUCCCAAGGGCCACAAGGUAUCGAGCUUGCGGUCUGCAGCUGCAACUGGCACCAAGGGGAUUAAAACUCUUGAAACGCUGCCCGACCAGCCUGUGUGCCCGUGGAAAGCUAUGGAACCGUGGCUGGACUUUUUUACGGAGGCUUCCGCCUCAGCUGUGCCGCGGGGCGAGCAAUAUGGUCACAGCAGCGAGCCUUUGAAUGAAGACUUUGCGGACCUUUGUGUGAAAGCUUUGGAGCUUUAUUCAGACGUCUUGGAGAGCCGGCUUUUGAGCAAAGAGCAUCCCAAAGUCGAGCGGCAAGGGUUGGAGCUCUGCUUGGAAGGCGAGAAAAGGGAUGCCGGGAAAGGACGAGAAGCAAAAGGAAAACACAAGGAGUCGGCCUUGUCUCUUCCACUUUCUUCCCUGCUGCGGGGCUUAGUGCACAUCUUCAGCCAAGCUUCUCCGUCCGCUGUGUUCUCGCGCCUGUUGGUGUCAAGGAUAGGUGCACAACUUUUGAGAUUAAUGAAAUCCUUGGCAUCCGAUGCCCGGAGUUGGGGUCCAGCAUGGGAUGUCCUCUCUGAUCUUACACGGCUCUUGGGCCUUUGGUUGAGAUCCUUGCUGACCAUGGGGAUGACAAAGCUCUGCAAUGAGUUGCUUUGUGCGGAUGGAAUCCUGCUCCAGUUUCUGGAGAUUGCACCAUCUCUGAUUCUGCACUCGAAGGAGCCCCAUGUGUCCCCAGAUCAGUGGUGCACACAACAGAUGGGUGUCAGCAUCAAUUCAGUGAAGUGCUUAGGGGUUGUUUUCUCGCAUUUGUCGACUGCAACAUUGGCAUCGCCAGACUCCGCCUUCGUGACAGAGCUCUUUCGAGGUCUAGAUCAAAACACCAUGAUAGUGGAGCGCAACAAAGCUAGCAGAAGAGCUGCAGAGGCCGUCGCCGUCUUGUGCUUGUGCUUGCGAUCGCAUCCCAAAGUGUUCAAGGCAUCAUCGUUCCCCACCCUCUCAGUCCAGGAUUCUGAGAAGAUGACCCGAGCGAUCUUGCAAGCUCUGGCGGCUUUAGUGCAUCCGCCAUUUGGACAAGGCAAUGUCCCCUGGAGUCACAAUGCCUCAACACGUCGUAUAUCGAUUCGAGGAGCGCUCGAGGUCAUCCAUCUUGCCUUGCGACGAAGUUUGGGAAAAUCCACCGGAGAAAUUGCUGCUGUGCUUUGGGACCUCCGACAUGCGGGGGAUCGCUUGGACACGUCAGCCUUGAAGCUCCUCAUUAGCCUUCUCAGUGUUUCACAUGAGAUGUGCCGACAACUUGCCCCAAACCUCACAGAUAGCAUUGGCAGUGGCUUCACCAAUGGCAGCGUCCUGACAGCCAUCGAGGCCAUCUGCAGGCACGAGCACAAGGUCCUGUGGCCCACGGUGGGGAUGCUGCUCUCAGUGCACAUUCAUUGUCUAAGGCCUUUUGGUGGGGACAAGCCCAGUGUCAAUGGACACCUUACCACAUCUCCAGUACCUCCGUGGUGCAACCUUACGACGAUGCAAGCAAUCAUUUCUUGCCUUCCAUUUGCUCCUGGCACGUGCCAACCAGAUGUGAUCUCUUUGCUUUGCCGCUGCUAUGCGCUGGAGCUGAUUGCAUCCAUGGGCUUCAGCUUGAUGUCAAGCAAGGAGACCCAUGGCCAGAUGUGCGAGGCGAUGAGUGGAGUCUGGGAGACGUUCACGGUGCUUCUCGAAACAGCAAGACCUAUGGCCCAGCAGCUGAUGGACGAGAUCCAGCGAACAGAGGGUGCUCCAAAUGGCUAUUUGGUCCGUGGCCCGUUGGAUGGUGUCAUCGCUGUGGCGUCACUUCAACAGUCAUUGGCACCAGGCUCGGCACAAUAUGUGCAGUUGGUCGUUCACGCCGUGCUUGCAGAGCCUGAGAAUUGCUUGGCCAUAAUGGGCCCCGGAGCAUUGCUGAGGUUCUUAGACAUGUUCGUGGCAUCGCAGGACUUUCUGGAACCUUCAAUCGCCACAUUGAAAUGUGCAUUGUCCAUCUUAUCAGCCUUGCAGUGCUUGAGCAAGCUGCCUUUGGAAGAGAUCCCUGAUAUGCCCGAAAUGGCGGUGGCCUUUGAGGCGGCACUCUCUCCCAUCAUUCACCUCCUGCAGCUGGUGGAGCGGGGCAAGUCGGAAAUACCUCAGCAGUUUCAACGGUACCGCACUGUGGCUACUUUAGUGAGACUGUUGGAGACGUCGUUUGAGCAAGGCCAAGGCAGUCGAACUUCGCCAUGCUUAUGCACUGCACUGCACCUCCUUACUGUCAUGGUGCUUGAACACCCUUCACUGGCAAAGGAAUUUGUGAAGCAUGAAGGCGUGCAGGUGCUGAGGAGCAGGAAACUUCUUUCCUCCGACCUAGUUUUCUCUGAAAAGGGUGCAGCCGUUGUGACCCACGUUCUGGUGAUCUUAUCUCAACUGGCGCGUUUGUCUGCUGACUACUACCCGCUUUUGUUUAGCAUGGAUAUGUGUCCUGCCCUACGAGAACUACUCUCAUGUGGGAAUCCAGCCAUCCGAGCCAAAGCCUGCAAUGCAGUGGGCAACAUGGUGCGUCAUUCGGAUUUGUUCUACAAAACCAUGAAGCAGGCCGGCAUCAUCAAGCAGCUCGUGCGGCUGUGCAGUGACAGCGAUGAUGCCUGUCGAAAGCUGGCCUCCUUUGCGGUGGGUAAUUUUGCCUUCCACUCAGACGAGCUCUACGAAGAAUUGGCCCCUGCACUGCCGCAGUUGCUCUAUCUUCUGCGAGACCCUGAAGAGAAGACACGCGCCAACGCCGCAGGAGCGAUUGGGAACUUGGUGCGGAACUCUGACUUGCUUUGCCCAGUGAUCAUUCGCGAGGGGGCAUUGGAAGGUCUGUGCGGCAUCGUGAGGGCGCGCUGCCCACAGACGCCGGACCCGGUGAGCUUAGCGAAACUUGCGGCAGAUUCUUCUGUGAAGAUCGCCCUUUUCUCUCUUGGAAAUCUAGCCGUCCAUUCAGAGUGUCGCUCAGAGCUACGAGCCACAAAGGUGGUGGAGGUAUGCCACUUCUUGGUGAAUAUUUGCAGCUGCGAGGAUAUGGUGCACAAGUACGCCAAGCGUUUGUUGCAGAAGCUGGGGUUUGAGACGCUUCGCAAAAAGACAUGA